CCGCCACACGCUUCUCUCCAGCAUCGGCGGUGCAGCAUCUCUGCCUCACACAACCCGUCGGUCCGUCCUUCCUCCGGCUUGUUUGUCCGUCCGGAGGCAGCUGGAAGUUUAACCCGCACUCAGAAGCCGAGAGGCGGCGGCCAUGAGCGCUGCGUCCCGCUGACAUCCAGCAUCCAGAGAGCCGCCGCAGCUGGAACCUACAAUCCGAGCGUAGAGAGCGGAGGAGGGAGCACUGCAGCAGACAUGCCGGGCCUGCUGCUCAUCACACUGGCUGCUCUCCUGGUCAGCUGCGACGCCUUCAGGUUGGCUUCGUCGCUCCGCCAGGACGAAGGCCCAGCCCAGGCGUCACGCUUCCUCCGGGAAUUAGUCCGAGCCAAACGCCACUCGGUCCAUGAGCUGGUACGAGCUCAGCCUCACCUGGUCCACGACAUGGGCUGGCCCGAGAUACACGAAACGUCCCGUUCGCAGGGAAAGAUGGAGUCGACCAACUCCUCCCAGCUGAAUGCACUGGCGAGGACUCGGGCCACCGUGGACGAGAACCUGGACAUGGAGGACGAGAUGGAGCGGAAGGUUCAUCUGGCGGUUCCCCUGGAUGAAGGAGGCUUCAGGGGGCAGCCAGACUCCGCUGACCCAGAGACGGAGCUCCUCGGUGGGACUGGAGCGGCCGACGCCUCCCAGGAAGCUUCUGGCUUCUAUGGAACCGACCUGGAGGACAGAGAGAGACGAGCAGGAGAAGAAGAGGAAGAAGAAGAAGAGAAGACUGAAGAUGACGUCCUGGAAGCCUCGGAGGGAAACCACACGACACCAGAUCUGGACGCUCUGAUCGGCUACAGUCCAUCCUUCGCUCCGUCCAGCUCCCAGGAGCCCAGCAUCUCCUUCCCAGCCGACGUGCACGAUUCUGGGCUGCAGGAGCACCGAGCGUCCCCCAUCCUGGAGGUGGGUCCUUUAGAGAGGGAGCUGUGGGAGGCAGAAGGGGAGGAAGAUGUUCAGUCCAGUGGUUACGGAGUCCUUCACUCCUCCACGACUACAACCAGAACUACAUCUGUUGCUACGGCGACGUCCACCGCUGCUGCUGCUGGAGACACUGUUGGAACAGCAACACCUGAAACUGACACCGGAACAGACUUCGGGCUGCUGGGAAGCAACACAAAAGAUGUGACAGAGGAUGAGGAGGCAGAGAGGAAGGAGGACGAGGAGGAAGCAGGUCUGACUCACUUGGACGUAUUUACCCAGAAUCCAACAGCGCCGGAGGUUGGCUUGGCUCCGAGCAGAGAACCUCUGCAGCCCAGUGUGGAGGAAGAGGAGGAGCUGGAACAGGGCGAGCACGACUCUAAAGUUUUAAAGGGAAAACUUCCGCCACAAAUCAGAGACAGAAGUGAGGAGGUGGAGGAGGAGAAAUGGAGGAAGAUGACCAGAGAGGAAACUAAAAUCCGACACAUCGUCCCUCUCACCACGGAUCCUUCGCCGACUGUCGGCUUCACCUACCCAGACCUCAGUGGGAUGGAGAAGGACCAGCAGGUGGUGUGUAUCGACUGGAGUGAGCUGUCCGGACGUGGUUAUAUCAUCUUGAACAUGGCGCAAAACAUGAACUGCGAGGAGUUUCGAGUGUGUCAUGGCAUUCGGUUGUUGAAGAUCAUGGAAGAAGUGUUCGCCCGAAGAAUGAACAGUCCCGAGGGCUCAUGGGUAAUCUACCUGAGCAAACCGACACACCAGCAGCACCAGGUGCUGAUGAACGUGGCGACUGAACACGGAUUGAUGGCUACCAAGGAUGUGCUGGGGAUGCUGGGAGAGAUCAGGAAAAGUCUUGAAACGAUGGGCAUCGAGAGCUACAGUGCCGCCAGCACCUGUGAAUCUCGACCCAGUCAGACUCGCAGCGACUACGGAAAACUGUUUGUGGUUCUGGUGAUCAUCGGCUCUGUCUGCAUGGUCAUCAUCACGUCGGGAUUCAUCUACAUCUGCUGGCAGAGACGGCUGCCGGCCACCAAAACCACAUUUCGCGCCGAGGAGCUUCACUUCGUGGAGAACGGUUGCCACGACAACCCAACUCUGGAUGUGACCAAUGACAGCCACCCCGAGAUGCGAGAGAAAAAGCCGAGUACCAAUGGGCUCGCAGGGGGAGGGGAAGGAGGCGGGGAGCAGGGCAGCCGCUGGCAGGUGUUUGUCAAUCAGGCGGCAACGGAGGAGGAGGAAGAGGAGCAGGACACACACCUCUGAUUGACGAAGAGGAGGUGUCUUUUUAUGGACAGACGGAGGAAAGAGGAAGAUGAUGGGACGGAAAUAGAGAAAGAAACAGAAAAAUUAAGAUAAAGGCUGUUGAUAGAAGUUAAAGAUGUGUCGUCCAGUCAGAGGAGCUCAGCAGGAGGAGUCACUGACAUCAUUUUGGAUAUCACACGCUCAAAUCUCUCUAAAUGGUUAGUCUCACACAUGUCCGCCAUUUUGAAAUGGUAAAAAAAGCUGAGACAAAAUCAAGAAUUUACCAAAAAAACUGAAAACAAACCCCUGCUUGAUAUUAGCUAAUGUGGCCAUCGCAUUCGUAUGUUUAGCUUUGUGCCUUAGCUCUGUAGACAAUUUAAACUAGAGACAAAUCAUCGAAUGUAAAGGAGCUUUGAUGUCAUGAAUUAUGUAAAACAACUUAAAAUGAAAAUAACUAAAUAUUUUUUCAAGUUUUUUUUAGAUUCCAACACUGUUUUGUUGCAAAGUUAUUGUAUUUUCACAAAUUGUCAUUUUUACUUAAUACAUGAAACAGUUAAAUUCAAGUUCAAUACUGUCAAUCUAUUUCUAAAAUUAGAUACAAUUACCAACAAUUUACAGAAAAGACAACAUUUUUUUCUUUAAUUUUACAUAUCCUUGUAAAAUCUUGUAAAAGUAACUUCAUACAAUAUGAUGUUUCCCGCUGAAAGUAGAUAUCCAAAAAGUUUAACUACCCCUAGUGGAAUGUAACCCAAGUAUAUUUAGUUUACACAUUGCUAUUUUGCAUAUAAAACCUACCAUGAUCUUCAAAAAUACAUUGUAACAGAACAAAAAUACACAACAAUAUUCAAAAUCAUCCAAAAUGGCACCACAAACUACAGUAAAAUGACGUAAAAACUCACUUUUUAUUCAUAAAAAUGUAGUAUUUUGCUUUUUUUUCUGCUAAUACUACAAUCACUGAAGUGGUGGAAUGUAUUGAGUCUAUUUAGUUUAGCUACAGAUUAAUAUUUUGCAUACAAAACCUGAUGUGAUCAUGAAAAUUGCAUUAUUAUAGGUAAAACUACCCAACGGUUUUUAAAAAAUUGGCAAAAAAUGUGGCAAAUACUACAGUAAAAUGGCAUAUAACAGAACAAAACUACCCAACAGUAUUCAAAAUUGUCAAAAUGGUACCAAAAACUACAGUAGAAACUCACUUUUUAUGCAUAAAAAUAUAGUAUUUGACAUUUUGUAACUAAUACAACAAUCACUGCGGUGGGGGAAUGUCACUGAGUAUAUAUUUAAUUGAGUUACAGAUUAAUAUUUUCCAUACAAAACCUAAUGUGAUCAUAACAAAUAUAUUAGUAUAGGUAAAGCUACCCAACAGUAUUCACAAUCGUCAAAAAGUUAUACCAAAUACUACAGUAAAAUGAAAUAAAAACUCCACUAAUGUUACAAUCAUUGAAGUAGGGAGUAUAUUUCAUUUAGCUACAGAUUAAUAUUUUGAAUAAAAAAACCUAUCAUGAGCUUCAAAAAUACAUUAUAACGGAACAAAAAUACCCAACAGUAUUCAAAAAUCAUCCAAAAUGGCACCACAUACUGCAGUUCAAUGAAGUAAAAAGUCACUUUGUAUUUAUGAUGCUACUAAUAACUACAAUUACGGAAGUAGUGGAAUGUAACUAAGUCUAUUUAUUUUAGCUACAGAUGAAUAUUUCGCUUUUAUGAUGCAAAAUCGUCCAAAAUGGCACCAAGUACUACAGCAAAAUGAUGUAAAAACUCGCUUUUUCUGCAUAAAAUUUUCACAUGUUGCAUUUUUUCUAAUACUACAUCACAGAAGUACUACCCUGAGUGUAAGACUCGGAAUGGAGUAUUUUUACAAUGCUGCAUUUGUAUUAGCGCCUUCAAAACGGUCUGACGGUGGCGACUCCUCUUAGCUGCUCCUCCGAACAGGAAGUUGAACCUGUAGCAACUUUUUGAGUGAAAAGUUUUGGCACUUUAUUGAUUCCUCUUGGAAAACUAGCGACUAUCAUCGUUGAAAAAUGCUGCAUCAUGUUAAAUGUUACUACAUACAGUGACUGAAAUAUCUCUAUUUUUGCUUAUAGGAAUGGUUGCUAAGCGCUGAGGAUGUUUACAACUCGGCGACUCUUUUCGUGAAUCGCUGUACUCGUGUGCCGUUUAGCCGCUUUAAUUUUGUUCGUUUGUUCGUUUAUUUCCAAUAGCGCUGGAAUAAAUGGCUGCUGUAUGCUGCUGGCUAAACCUUGAGGCUAUGACACGUGGGCAACAACAUUUACAGGCCAAAAGCAUGAACAUAUUAGCUAGUAACGGUGUCCAAGUCCGAGUCGUCAAACCCUGAGUCCAAGUCGAGCUCCAAGUCUUCAGUGUUUUAGUGUUUAAUGUUAAAGUCAGAGAUACCGAGGACAUUUUUCUAAUCAAUACAGUCGAGUUUUUAAUCACUACAGCCAUGUCCGAGUUACUGGGGUCAUGUCCGAGUCACUAUGGUCAUGUUUGAGUCACCGAGUGGUUGUCAAGUUUGAGUCAUAACAGUAAUAUUCCCAACAGUUCAGUCAUGACAACGUGUGGUAACUUGGACAUGACCAGAGUUCGAGUCACUCUGGUCAUGUUCAAGUCAUUAUAUUCAUAUUUGAGUCACUAUGAUGAUGCUCGAGUCGCUCUAGUGAUGUCCAAGUCACUGCAGUAGUUUCAUGACUGAAACUACUUAGUUUUGUUUGAGUCACUAGAGUCACAUCAGAAUUACAGUGAUCAUAGUUACUGCAGUGAUGUCAAAGUCACCAGGAUUUCGUUUGAGUCUCUACAGUCAUGUCCAAGUUACUCGGGUUGUGUCCAAGCCACCAAAAUUGUGUCCGAGUCAUUAGGAUUAUAUUUGAGUCACUGAGUCUUUGUCAAAUUUGAGUCAUAGCAGAAACAUUCCAGUAACUGUGGUCAUGUUUGAAUCUUGAAUCAACCAUAAUCCUAUGAAUGUAAAUAUGACCACAGCAGAACAAGAUGAAAACUGUGCCACUGUAAAGCUGCAGAACUCAAUCAGGCCUUCAAUUAACCACAACUUUAAAAGCCAGACUGAUGAUCACAAUUAAUAUAUAAUUCCUUCAACUGAUAAUUGCACUUCCCUUAAUAAGUUACUGCUUUAAUAGACACCAUUAUCACAUUCAGGCUGAUUUUGUUUGGUGACUUGGACAUGAACAUAUUGACUCCAACAUGCAGUUUGAGACACCCUAGUCAUUGUUAAGUCAUAAAAUUUAUGUUUGAGUCACUAUGAUGACGCUCGAGUGGCUCUUGUGAUGUUCAAGUCACUACAGUCAUGACUGAAACUACAUGAUUACGUUUGAGUCACGAGAAUCACAUCUGAAUGACAGUCAUCAUAGUUAAUGCACCAAGUGUGAUGUCAAGAUGUCACCAUGAUUGUGUCCAAGUCACUACAGUCGUGUCCGAGUCAUUAGGAUUGUUUGAAUCACCAAGUCGUUUGUUUAGCCAUAACAGUCAUAUUCGAGUAGCUGUGGUUAUGUUCAAUUCCCUACAGUUCUGUCAUGACUGUUUGGUGACUUGGACAUUAACGUAGUGACUCCAACAUGUAGUUCGAGUCACUCCAGUCAUUUUCAAGUCAAUACUUUCAUAUUUGAGUCACCACAAUGAUGCAGUCAUCAUUACUAUGCCCCAUUUAUUACGACCAUGUCCUAGUCAUUAUCAUCAUAUUCAAGUCACUGUUGUCCCGACAUGGCAGAGUCACUACGACCAAGUUUCUGCAGUUUAUACAUUAAUGUUUGAGGAACUUAAGUGAUGUCAGAGUCACUAUAGAAGUUAGAGUCACUACAAGUUCGAGUCACUAACAUUCAAGUCACUGUGGUCACAUUCAGGCUUGAGUUACUGUGGUCUUGAUCUUGUCUGACUCGCUGUGUUCAUGUCUGCAUGAAUGCAGUCAUGUCAGAGUCAUUAUAGUCACGUCCAAGUCAACACAACUCACACAGGAGUCACAGAGGACAUGUCAGAGUCACUACGACUGAGUUUGAGUCAUUUCCACUUCCGAUGCUACAAUAGUUUCCGGUCUGUAGGACUUUCGUAUCUAAAUCUUUGUUGACAUUACUGAGUUAUGUUCGAGUCACAUCUGUAGUCACAUCAAAGUCAUGUUGGAGUCACUAGCAUCAUGUCUGAGUCUUUAUAAUGGUGUCCAUGUCCCUAUGGUUACUGUCCGGCUUCAAAAACAUCAUGGCAACGACUGACCAACCACUUUUAGUCCCAAUUAACUCGUCAAAAAUGGGACUCGCACAAGUCUUCACAUGUCUUGAACUUCAGCACAAACAGUAACAUCGCAGCAUUAGAAUUACAGAAAUAACCUGAGAUGUUUUUCUGUGAUCCUCAGUAGGACUCGACUCAAAUCACUGCUGGAGUGGAGACAGAAAAUCAGCAGCUGUAGUCGCCUUUUGUUUUCUUUUGUUUAUCUUGUUUUUAAGACUGAUUCUGAUGCUGUUGUUGGUCUCUGUUCUACUUCCUGCCCAUCUGCAUUUCAUCCGUCGCCGGUGUUAUCGCUCUUUAACUCUGACUUUUCUCGAUGUAACGAUGGCUUCAAUAUAAAAUAUUGAUAUGCACUUUGUCGGCUAAGCAGGAUUUCAGGACAAAAACCGUCUUUCGUGAAAAUUUUAAAUAACUGCCUGCGGCGUAGAUUAUCUGUUUCUGAGAACACAACGUAUGGGCAGAAUAGACGAGCAUGUAGCUUUCAGCACUGCAGCGAGCAUCAAUGUAACAAAAACACACAGCUGAUGUUGCUUUUAGUUUGACGAAUGAGAGACUUUAUGUUGCUUGGACUGAACAGAUUCAGAUUUUUUUCAAGUUUUAUGAGUUUUUCUUCUCAGAAUCUCAUGGAUGUUGGUUAGCGGUGCUGCUAGUGCAAGUCAAUGGGCAUUCAGUUGUAGCAAAAACACACAAAUGACCCUUUGUAAAGACAAGGUACGAUGUAAGCAUUUGAACACUUUGUUGAGUCUUCAUUUCUACAUUUUAUUGUUAUUUUAUGUCUGUUGUUUUACAGGUCUUUUUUCUAUGUCCGUUUUUAUGCAUUUUGAUCACAUAUUGUUUAAUUUUUUGGUUGUCAGUGUAAUAAGUGUGAGAAAUAAAAAUUUGAAGAAAAUGUAUUUGUUUUCUUCCUGAAACUUGGUUUAGUGCAGAAAAUAAAUUAAUGUAUGGA
Messenger RNA from Amphiprion ocellaris (clown anemonefish), 7357 nucleotides. It is a transcript of the gene podxl2, whose product is annotated as podocalyxin-like 2. Bases 244 to 2214 code for a protein of 656 amino acids. The transcript is spliced from 13 exons. Lineage: Eukaryota; Metazoa; Chordata; Actinopteri; Pomacentridae. The record is from RefSeq and is a predicted model, not a curated record.